This is a messenger RNA of Parascedosporium putredinis, 1800 nucleotides long. The record is from the annotation of a GenBank genome assembly. Lineage: Eukaryota; Fungi; Ascomycota; Sordariomycetes; Microascales; Microascaceae.
AUGGCUCCUAGUCGCCAGAAUGGCGUUGAUGCCGACGCGUCAAUGCCUGACGCACCAGAUCAUCACAACGCCUCUGAAAUGCUAGCAGCGUCGUCGGCGAACCGACUGCAGAUGGCCGUAAGCGAGGACGACACCAUUCGCCGAUUCCGAUACCUACUCGGCUUGACAGAUCUAUUCCGCCAUUUUAUCGAGACUAACCCCGACCCGAAGAUUCGCGAGAUCAUGGUUGAAAUCGAUCGCCAAAAUUCAGAACAUGACAGCCAGAAGGCUGGUGCGCGUCGCCAGGGUGGCGCUACCAACGGCCGCACCAUGAGAGAUUACCAGGUCGCGGGCCUAAACUGGCUUAUCUCACUCCAUGAAAAUGGUAUAUCCGGCAUCCUUGCCGACGAGAUGGGACUCGGCAAAACCCUCCAAACCAUUUCGUUCCUCGGUUACUUGCGCCAUAUGAUGGGGAUCACCGGACCGCACCUUGUCUUAGUACCAAAGUCAACGCUAGAUAACUGGAAGCGAGAAUUCGCGAGAUGGACGCCUGAAGUAAACGUCCUGGUCCUACAAGGCGCAAAGGAAGAGCGUCACCAACUCAUCAACGACCGCUUGAUCGAUGAGGAUUUUGAUGUCUGUGUUACAAGUUACGAGAUGGUUCUUCGGGAAAAGUCGCAUUUGAAAAAGUUUGCUUGGCAGUACAUCAUCAUUGAUGAGGUAGGACUAGUCACGGCGCAUCGUAUCAAGAACGAAGAAUCUUCGCUUUCUCAAGUUAUUCGUCUUUUCCAGUCCCGAAACCGACUUCUAAUCACCGGAACGCCGCUACAGAACAAUCUGCACGAGCUUUGGGCCCUACUCAAUUUCCUUCUUCCUGAUGUCUUUGGUGAUUCCGAGGCAUUUGACAACUGGUUCAGCGGCCAGGACCGUGACCAGGACACCGUCGUCCAACAGCUGCAUCGCGUCCUCCGUCCCUUCCUCCUACGCCGUGUGAAGAGUGAUGUCGAGAAGAGCCUUCUUCCCAAGAAGGAGGUCAACCUCUAUAUCGGCAUGUCUGAAAUGCAAGUUAAAUGGUACCAAAAGAUUCUCGAAAAGGAUAUCGAUGCUGUCAACGGCGCGGGUGGCAAGCGGGAAUCCAAAACGCGACUUCUAAACAUUGUGAUGCAACUGAGGAAAUGCUGCAACCAUCCUUACCUCUUCGAGGGUGCUGAGCCUGGCCCGCCAUACACCACCGAUGAGCAUCUAGUCCACAACGCUGGCAAAAUGGUGGUUCUCGACAAACUUCUAGGCAGGCUGCAAAAGGCGGGAAGCCGCGUUUUGAUUUUCUCCCAGAUGAGCCGCCUGCUUGACAUCUUGGAAGACUAUUGUGUUUUCCGCGAGUACAAGUACUGCCGAAUUGAUGGCGGCACUGCCCACGAGGAUCGAAUUGCGGCGAUUGACGAAUACAACAAACCUGGGUCGGAAAAGUUUGUGUUCCUCUUGACGACCCGCGCCGGCGGUCUCGGCAUCAACCUGACCACUGCCGACAUUGUAAUUCUUUACGACAGCGACUGGAAUCCUCAGGCUGAUCUUCAAGCCAUGGAUCGCGCCCACCGUAUCGGCCAAACGAAGCAAGUGGUAGUUUACCGCUUUGUGACUGACAACGCUAUCGAAGAAAAGGUUCUCGAGCGAGCAGCCCAAAAACUGAGGUUGGAUCAACUCGUUAUCCAGCAAGGUCGGGCCCAGAUUGCCGCCAAGGCCGCCGCAAACAAGGACGAGCUGCUAUCCAUGAUCCAGCACGGAGCACAAAAUGUCUUUUCCACAAAGGGGCUACCGGCUUGA